Molecule: messenger RNA, 2194 nt
Organism: Carassius auratus (goldfish)
Lineage: Eukaryota; Metazoa; Chordata; Actinopteri; Cypriniformes; Cyprinidae
Product: leucine-rich repeat and guanylate kinase domain-containing protein
Exons: 19
Coding region: 206-2194 (662 amino acids)
Cellular component (GO): cytosol
Molecular function (GO): GMP kinase activity; protein binding
Source: RefSeq, a predicted model, not a curated record
GAAAGAUGGUGAAUUAACGGAGGACGAUGUGUUUAAAUGCCUGUCCAUUCUGGGACCGUCAGCUACCGGACUCCAGCUCACUUACCUAUGCCUCUCUGUGCCAGGGCGAGACUUGAAAAAUGUUUCAAUUUUAUGCAAUUACAUCUAUCUACAAAAGCUAGAGCUUCCCUACAAUAAAAUCAAAGAUCUAUCCUGCGUGAGUCACAUGCCGCACCUCAUCAUACUGGAUGCUUCCCACAACCAGCUCACCGAUUUCUUUGGAUUCCAGCCGCCAAAAAAUCUCAAGGAGGUAAAUUUCUCACACAACCAGAUGUCCGUAAUGAAGGAUCUUUCGGCAUAUUCCUCUUUGACCAAACUGAUUCUUGACUAUAAUUCAUUUAGUGCCAUCAGGGGGCUGGAAAAGUGCAAAAGGCUCUCACACCUCAGCCUGGCCCAUAACAACAUCUCCCGCAUCAGGGGUCUGGACCAUCUGCCUCUCAGAAAGCUCUGCCUGAGGGGGAAUGUGAUACAGAAGAUUGAGAAUCUCCAGACUCUACAUAACCUGCAGGUUCUAGAUUUGUCCUGUAACCAGAUUCAGAGCCUCUCGGGUCUCCAGAACCUCCAUCUCCUGGGAAACAUCAACCUUGAGAGCAAUCUGAUCAGUGAGGUAAAGGAGGCCGCACAUUUGCAUGGCCUGAUAUUGUUAAGAGAAAUGAAUCUCCUCAGAAACCUAGUGCAGGACCAGGAAGACUAUAGACUAGCUGUGAUAUUCCUCCUUCAGCACCUCACAAUUCUGGAUCAACACACUAUAACUGCAGAGGAGAAGGUGUCUGCUGUGAACAAGUACGACCCUCCUCUGGAGGUGAUCGCAGCCAGAGAUCACAUGACCCACUUGGUAUACCAGCUCAUGCAACCUCAGGUUAUUUUUGACAGUACUCUCCCCAGUCUGGAUGCUCCAUACCCCAUGCUGGUCCUCACUGGCCCGCAGGCCUGUGGGAAGAGGGAACUAGCCCAUAAGCUGUGCCAGGAAUUCAGCGACUAUUUCGCUUAUGGUGCCUGCCACACCACCAGGGGGCCAUAUUAUGGGGAAGAGGAUGGGUCUGACUAUCACUUUGUCACUGAGGAAGAAUUUCAGAACAUGAUUCAAAUGGGUCAGUUUAUCCAGACGAUGCAGUACGGUGGACACUGGUAUGGCCUGUCGCGGGAAACUAUCGAGCGUGUGGCUCGCGAAGGUCUUGCCUGCUGUGUGCAUAUGGAACUAGAGGGAGUGUAUAGUUUGAAGAACUCUUAUUUUGAGCCCCGUUAUGUCUUGCUGAUCCCCACCGUCGUUGAUAAUUACAUCUGCUUUCUGAAAGCAAGAGGAUUCUACAGCAGUGCUCAGAUGGAAACAGCUGUGUCUCGUAUUGAUUUGUAUUCCAAGACCAACAGAGAAUUACCUGGCUUCUUUGACAACAUCAUCCCUUGUGAUGAUCGUGCUGAGGCCUACCAGACUUUAAAACAGCUGGUGAAGGAGUACCUGGGUCUUGAGGAGCAUGGAGGAGGAGAAGGUGACAGCAGCUCAGUCACACCUGACAACACCUCCACAUACGCAACUGGCGAGUUACUGGCAGCCAACACGACAGAGGCCGCUGACCUCAUGGACUCCUACAGCAGAAACUACCAGAACAAAAUCCAGGCCCAGAUGACCCCUCAGCAGACCCCUGCAGAAAUGGCUUCCAAUAACAGGCGCCAGCAGCUGAUUCGAGAAGCUCUGAGCGGGAAGAGUCCUGGUGCUUACGCCGAGCUGUUUCAGAGAAGUGCACCCACAGCUCCAUCAUCAUUAGCCUCUCAGUCCCGGCCCCCGCACGGCCCCUCACGUCCUGUUGGCCUCAACGCUCCUGACCCCGAUGAGGACAGCAGUUCUGAGGAAUCUCGUGCUAGUUCUGGCCUGUCCAUGAGGAGCUCAGCAGGGGCGCUCUCAGCGGCCCAGGGAUCAGACGCUGGGUCAGGGCCCAACAUAGAGCCUUUGGAUAUGUUUAUGUUGGGGCAGGACCAGGACUCUCUUCGAGGACACGUGGACUCUGGUCUGACCCCUGAUGCUCCUCGGUCGGUCUCUGAGAGGGUCUCCCCAACACUCCCCUCCUCCCCGGGCCGUCCAGGUGCCAACGUUAAACCAGUCCUGCCACCCAUCCCAUCUGGAAGGAAGACCAAUGAUUCUGGCUCAAACAGUAACUAA